ACUCUCUCAUUAAUUCUUUCCCUCUCCCCCACCCCUCUCUCUAACCUAAAAAUGCCUUAUUUCAUUUUCAAUACCCGUUAUACCCCUGCCGUGUUCAUUUAUUUACUUCUUAUGUCCACCGCCAUUUUAGCCUUAAACGUCACUGAUCUGUUAUCUUCUUUCUCAGAUCUCUCCGACUUCACCAAUCUUCUAACCUCCACCGGCGUCGCCGCCGAUCUCGCCGGCCGAUCAUCCCUCACAAUCCUCGCCGUUCCGAACUCAUAUCUCCGUUCCUCCGACGUCUUCCGGCAAUCAUCAUCUUCCUCCGUCGCAAAUCUCGCCGACGUCGUUCGUUAUCAUAUCCUUCUCGAAUACCUCUCAUGGACAGAUCUCAAGAAGAUGAACGGUAAAUUAAUCACAACUCUGUACCAAACUACCGGCCGUGCGUCUGAUAACUUCGGCUCCGUCAAUAUAACCGGCGAUAAAUCAACCGGCGGUGUAAUAAUCAGUUCACCGGCAACAUAUUCUCCGUCUAAUGCAACAAUCAUCUCUCUAAUCGAAACAGUUCCUUAUAAUCUCAGUAUAUUCACAAUCAAUUCAACGCUAGUUCCAUUCGGAUUUAACCUAAUCACAUCGGAGACACGGCCGUCGCUAGGAAUCAAUAUCACCAAAGCUUUAAUCGAAGGACACGAUUUCAACGUAGCAGCCGCAUUACUUACCGCAUCGGCCGUCGAGAAGGAAUUCGAGAACGACGAAGGCGGUGCUGGAAUAACUAUAUUUGUUCCGACUGAUGAAGCUUUUUCCGAUCUUCCUAUAUCGGCGAAUUUCCAGUCAUUACCGGCUGAUGAAAAGGCAAUCGUGUUGAAAUUUCACGUACUGCGUUCUUAUUAUCCACUCGGUUCUCUCGAAUCGAUUGUGAAUCCAGUUCAACCGACGCUUGCGACCGAGAUAAUGGGAGCAGGUAGCUUUACAUUGAACAUUUCUAGGGUUAAUGGAUCGAUUGCUAUAAAUUCAGGUCUAGUUCAGGCUUUGGUUACUCAAACGCUUGUAGAUCAGAAUCCAUUAGCGAUUUUUGGAGUCUCGAAUGUUCUGUUGCCUAGGGAGGUUUUUGGUAACAAGCCGGUGGUGAGUAAUCCUCCCGGCGGCGGCGGUGGAUAUGAAAGUCCGGCGAAUGGUGAGGGUCCGGUUGUAGAUGAGAAGUCGCCGGAAGUAGACGCGCCGGCGCCGAGUAUUUCGUCGUCUUCUUAUUUGAGAAACGGAGAAGAUAAGCUCCGGUCAGGAAUGGGUGAACGUGAAUCGAUUCUCUCUCUAUGUUGUAUAGGUUUGUAUGUAUUGUUAUGGAGCUUAAAUUAAUUAGCUUUUUUUAUUUAUUUUUUUCAUUUUUGGUAAUCACUUUAAUUAUCAAAAUGGCCAUUUAAUUCAAUUGUGUUAUAAAAAUUGGAUAUAUAUAUAUAUUAUUUAAUUAUUUGUAA
Molecule: messenger RNA, 1451 nt
Organism: Impatiens glandulifera
Lineage: Eukaryota; Viridiplantae; Streptophyta; Magnoliopsida; Ericales; Balsaminaceae
Product: fasciclin-like arabinogalactan protein 4
Exons: 1
Coding region: 52-1332 (426 amino acids)
Biological process (GO): multidimensional cell growth; mucilage biosynthetic process involved in seed coat development; abscisic acid-activated signaling pathway
Cellular component (GO): plasma membrane
Source: RefSeq, a predicted model, not a curated record